AUGACAGUGGGUAUCGGAGCCUUCAUAGGAGCGUAUUCGUUGACAUGGGUGUCUUACACCGCACCUUUGCUGGAGAGCGAGGCUUCUCCCCUCGGGGUUGUGAUGACGAAGAGUCAGACCAACGUCAUGACGUCUGUGGUGACCCUGGGAUCCAUGGUGGCUGCUCUCACCACUGGACAGCUGCCUGAGCUGGUGGGGAGAAAGAAGUCUGAGCUGAUCUGUGGACUAUUAUGUGUCCUCUCCUGGGCCUUAAUCGCGUCAGCCCACUCCGUCACCCAAAUAAUCAUAGCUCGAUUCAUACUGGGCUACGGAGUCGGCAUCCACUUGGUGGUGGUCUUUACCUACAUCAAUGAGAUCUGCCAGGCCUUCAUCAGGGGGACUAUGGCCUCGAUACCGCUCUUCACAUUCUCCAUUGGGGCUCUGGUGUCUUACAUCACCGGAUGGGUGUGCAGCUAUGACGUCAUCAUCUAUCUGAAUCUGUCAGUGUGUGUGCUGUUUGUUUUGUUACUGACUCUUAUGAAGGAGAGCCCAGUGUAUUUGAUCACGAAGAAUGAAACUAAGGAAGCUCUGACGUCACUUAAGUUUUAUCGUGGCACGUCUAAAACUACGACGGCAGUUUUGGAGGAAUUCGAGUAUUUGAAGACUCAACGACAGGGUUAUACAAAAGUAAACAAGGAUGACAAUAUUAUCCUAGAACACAUUGGCUGUGAGAAAGAGAAAGAAGGCAGCGCCGAUGAUAUUUCUCCUUGGAAGAUACUGAGGACAUCGAAGCCGACCCAGCGAGCGAUCAUCACGCUGACUGCCCACGUCAUCAUCACAGCAUUUAUGGGAGCUAUGGCGGUGCAAGCAUAUGCCGUCCACUUCUUCCUGGCAGCAGCACCAGAUCUAUCCCCGCAUUUAUGUUCAGUCAUCUUGGCUGUGGCGAUCGUGAUCGGGAACAUUCUGGCAGUACUGUGCACGGAUUUGGUUGGGAGACGGUUGUUGCUAAUAUCUACUUGCGCCAUCUGUACUAUCUGCCUCGGCGUUCUGGUCGGCCUUCUGCGCUGGUCAGGCAGUCCAGCAUGGGCAGUUCCAUUGGUGAUGCUGCUCUACUCCUGUGCCUUCCAGGCAGGAGUGAACAACGUGCCGUUGGUGCAGCUGUCAGAAUCUUUCUCGCCAAAGGUGAAGAGCUUAGCCUCCUCCAUCGUCAUGAGCAGCACUUGCUUCAGCAACUUCGCUUUGCUCUCAAUAUUCAGUCUUCUUGUGGACCACCUGGGUCUUGACGGAACAUUCCUGAUGUUCUGUGUCAUAUCUGCGGCAGCUACUGUGCUGACCUUUUUGACGGCGAAGGAAACCAAAGGGAUUAGGCUAGAAGAGAUACAGGGCAUGUACGAGAGGGGAUUUUUAUAUUACAAAUAG
Ostrinia furnacalis (Asian corn borer) is the source of this 1398-nucleotide messenger RNA. Its product is annotated as facilitated trehalose transporter Tret1-2 homolog. Gene Ontology annotation, molecular function: transmembrane transporter activity. Gene Ontology annotation, cellular component: membrane. Gene Ontology annotation, biological process: transmembrane transport. The record is from RefSeq and is a predicted model, not a curated record. Lineage: Eukaryota; Metazoa; Arthropoda; Insecta; Lepidoptera; Crambidae. The coding region runs from base 1 to 1398 and encodes 465 amino acids. The transcript is spliced from 8 exons.